Marmota flaviventris (yellow-bellied marmot) is the source of this 1458-nucleotide messenger RNA. Its product is annotated as sperm motility kinase-like. The record is from RefSeq and is a predicted model, not a curated record. Gene Ontology annotation, biological process: protein phosphorylation; intracellular signal transduction. NCBI's taxonomy places the organism in Eukaryota, Metazoa, Chordata, Mammalia, Rodentia, Sciuridae. Gene Ontology annotation, cellular component: cytoplasm. Gene Ontology annotation, molecular function: ATP binding; protein serine/threonine kinase activity.
AUGCAGGGAGAGAGUAGUGAGAAUAGAGUAGAGGCGCAGGGGCCCAGUUCCUGCUAUGAGAGGGCCCUGACGGACCACUACCGAGUCCUGAGUGCCAUUGGGGAGGGGAGGUAUGGGCAGGUGGUACUAGCGCGCCAUCUCCUGACCUGGACAGAGGUGGCGGUGAAAGUGGUGCCAAAGACAGAGAGGAAGGAGAGCACGCUAUGCGAACGGGAGGGGUUGAUGGCCCUGGAGCACCGCAACAUGAUGCAGCUCUUCCAGGUCAUCGAGACCCCAGACAACAUGUAUCUGGUCAUGGAGCAUGCAGGUGGGGGAUCUCUCCAGUGUCACAUCCCACAGCCUGGUGGCCUCCCAGAGGAGAAGGUCCGCAGAGUUUUCAGGGCGAUGGUGCGUGUCCUGCAUCACUGCCACCAGCAGGGCUUCGUGCACCUCGACGUCAAGCCACAGAACUUCCUGGUGGAUACCAGUGGCCACCACCUCAAGCUCAUCGACUUUGGCCUUUGCAUGAGUUUCACACCUGGGCAGAAGCUAAAGGAGUUCCGGGGCACGCUCCCAUACUGCGCCCCCGAAAUCCUGAAAAGGAUGGAGUUCGAGCCCCCCCCCGCGGACGUCUGGAGCCUGGGCGUCACCCUGUAUUUUCUCCUCACUGGGAAAAGGCCAUUCAGGGCGAGCACCAAGAAGAGCCUGCGGAGGCGGAUCUUGCAGGGAAGCUUCCACAUCCCGGGGCAUGUGUCCCAGGGAGCGCGCAGCCUCAUCCUGCAAAUCCUCAGGGUGGACCCCAGGCAGAGGCCCACCCUAGAGCAGGUAAUGGGGCACCCGUGGCUGAGCCAGGCUGAGGACCCCUCACCCAGUCGUCCCAGCCAGCCACUCCCCAGGCAGCAGCCAGACCCCACCAUCCUGACCCUCAUGUUCGACAUGGGUUUCGACCCCUGUACUGCCUGGUUGUCCCUGGCAAAUCGCCAGUUGAUGAGGCCAUGGCCACCUACCUCCUCCUCCAGCACCAGAGACGCCAGGGGGCGGGCUGCGGGCUCUGGGCCAGGAAGCCUGUGGCAGCGGCCCCAGGAGGCCUGGCCCUCAGGGCAGAAGGGCGCUGCGCCAAGUGCCAGCGAGCCCGCCAUUCCUCUCCGCUUGCUCGACGUGAGGACACCCCCUCCCAGUGCAGCCCCCCAGCAGGACCAGGGGCCCCAGUGGCGAAUGUACCUCAGGCCCAACACUCGAACCUGGGUGGCAGAAGGCGGCAGCUCGGCCUCCCAGGAUCUGUCCACUGGGCAGGCCCAGGAGAGAAGCAGGGGCUGGAGGGGGCUCACCAGGAGGAUGGCCACCUGCCUGCGCCAGCUCUGCUGCUGCAUGCCCUGCUUCCAAGGGCCCGCGGCCCAAAGAAGAGUGGCUCCGAUGGCCGGAGGCCACAGACCCCCUAGGUUCCUCUUCAGAGUGGCCCCAGGGCACGUGCCCUCGUGA